AUGGAGAACACAGUCUCAGAAAAGAAGAUUGAGCCACAGGUCACGGUAGUUGAUAUAGAAGAAGGCGUUCCCAGAUCCCAAAAGUGCAAGACUCGGGUAAGCCGCUUUGGCUCAGUACUGCGGAAGUCGUUCCAACGUAGUGAUAAAUCCGAAGCAUCACCAUGGCCAAAGCUUGUCAGAAGAACAUUGUAUCUUCUGACAGUUACACUGUGUCUUGCUGUAAUCGGAUACGUUAUCUACCACGCUCUCCUCCUCGCCCUAGUCCGGCGCAUCAGUCCACCAGCACCUCCGACCAACGGGCUGACCGAGAUUGUCACUUCUUGGGUAGAGCCAGGAACCGUCACACCGGCGCCCCCAUCAUGGCUUCCACAAUUCAGCCGAGAUGUUCAACCCAAAGCCAUCCACUCCCAUAAUGACUACUGGCGCCGGGUUCCUCUUUUCGAUGCACUUGCUUUGGGCAUCACGGGCGUAGAAGCCGACUGCCAUCUCAUCAAUGGUGAGCUCUAUGUUGGACACAGGGUCGUCGACUUGCGCAAUAGUCGAACUUUUCGUUCUCUAUACCUCGAUCCGUUAACUUCCAUCUUGACGAAUCAGAACGCUGCCAAUGGUGUUGCUCCAGAUUCUACCAUCAAUGGCGUCUGGGACGUUAACAACACCCAAGGGAUCGUUCUUAUGACAGACCUAAAAACCGAAGGUUUCGCAACUUUGGCUGCUGUGCAAAAACAGCUCGAACCUUUGCGUCAGAAAGGGUGGCUCACGUACUGGAACGGGACGGCGAUUGUACCUGGCCCAAUCACACAUGUGGGGACAGGAAAUACGCCUUUUGCAGCAGUCCUGAACUCCAGCUACGGAAAUUCCUCUUACCGCUCUGUCUUUUUCGAUGCGCCGCUAGAUAAUUUGUCAUCAAAUCUGUACAACACCUCGAAUUCCUAUUAUUCCAGUGUUUCCAUAAACAAGGUGUUCUCUGGGAAGCGGAAAAUUGCCCGCGGUGGGCUUUCAAAGACUCAGGUGGCGACUGUUAAAUCUCAGAUCGAGAAAGCUAGUAGUCUAGGGCUGGUAUCUAGGUAUUGGGAUCUUCCUGCGUGGCCUGUGGAAAAGCGUAUGACUGUCUGGGAACAGCUUGAGAGCUUAGGCGUUGGAAUGUUGAACGUGGAUGCAAUCGAAGAGGCUACGAGAUGGAAUUGGAAAUGGUGCCACGUUUUGGGAUUGACUUUGUGCUAG
Messenger RNA from Lachnellula hyalina, 1221 nucleotides. RefSeq names its product Altered inheritance of mitochondria protein 6-like protein. The transcript is spliced from 2 exons. The coding region runs from base 1 to 1221 and encodes 406 amino acids. The record is from RefSeq and is a predicted model, not a curated record. Gene Ontology annotation, biological process: lipid metabolic process. Gene Ontology annotation, molecular function: phosphoric diester hydrolase activity. Lineage: Eukaryota; Fungi; Ascomycota; Leotiomycetes; Helotiales; Lachnaceae.